This is a messenger RNA of Platichthys flesus (European flounder), 2133 nucleotides long. RefSeq lists its product as uncharacterized. The transcript is spliced from 3 exons. NCBI's taxonomy places the organism in Eukaryota, Metazoa, Chordata, Actinopteri, Pleuronectiformes, Pleuronectidae. Gene Ontology annotation, biological process: regulation of transcription by RNA polymerase II. Bases 126 to 1505 code for a protein of 459 amino acids. Gene Ontology annotation, molecular function: DNA-binding transcription factor activity, RNA polymerase II-specific; RNA polymerase II cis-regulatory region sequence-specific DNA binding. The record is from RefSeq and is a predicted model, not a curated record.
UCUGUGUGUGAGCUGAACUCGUAACAGCGUCUUUUCAGAAUAGUCUCUGUUGUGACUAAUCUGUGGAGCUCCAUCAGUCCGGGACUGUGGUUUCUGGGUCCAGCUCAUGUGUCUUUGAAUGCACCAUGAAGCCGCAGCUUACCAGGACUAAGAGGCACUCCCCCGCCACACAAGCGGCCGGAGAUGAGGCUGCUCUGUCCCUGGAAGAGGAGCUGGUCGCGGCCAUACACGCAGCUUUCGAGGUGGCCGUGCAGAUCGCAGUCAGCGAAGUGAAGAAGCUGGUGGGUCAGGCGACGGGCGACACGUACGAGGACGUGCGGCGGGAGAACGAGUCCCUCAGGCGGAGGCUGCAGAGGGCUGAAGCCAUGUUGGAGCCCGCGUGCGUCCUGGAGAGAAGUGGGGUCUCUCUCCCGUCGACCGACCACCCGUCUCCGGCUAAAUUCAGACCUGCAGCGGUCUGUGUGCACAGCUGUAGAGGGAUCCCAGGUGAGGCUCCCCCUGCCUGUCACAGCUGUGCACAGCAACCGGCGAGCAGACGUGAGGAGAAGAUAUCCGCUGAUGUGAGAAUGCAGCUCUUCGGUCAUGCAGCUUCAGAGCCAGAGGAAGAACUUAGUAAUGCAUGUACCAGUGAAGUCACACAAACAAUUUCCUUUGUAAGUGUGGUGAAGGCAGAAAGCGUCAAGCAGCCCUGUCAGGAGACGACUGCUCACCAUGUGGCUCCACUCUCCAGCAGUGAUGCAAUGUCCCCUUUAGAGCAGAUUACAGUAAAGCAGGAGAAGCAUGAAGAGGAGGAGGAUAGAGAUAGUUUAGAUUGCUGUUUAGACUCGAUCAAAGUGGAGGAUUUUAGCCUGGAGUCUGAGUGGGAACAAGAAGUGCUGGAUCCUCCGAGCCAAGACCUGAAACCCCAGCUGUCCUGCACCACGACUCAGGCUCAUCCUCCAAACAGUGCCCCAGGCCUUCCCCCGCCCACAGAUCUUCCCUCCCUCUCUUCUGAGUUUCCCAUCUUCCAGCUGGAAGAACCGUCUCCGACCCCAGAGCUUAGUCCACAGACUAAUGGGGUCCACGUGAGGAGCAGCCACACCAUCGGCAACAUGUACUCCUGCAAGCUCUGCGGCCAAACCUUCCAUCUGCCCAGCUUGCUGCGGCGGCACUCUGGCCAGUGCCAGCAGAAGCACCAGCAGCGUUGUCCGCCGCCCACAGCUGGAAGGAAGAGGAGCCGACUGCAGCUUUACCCUCCGGGCUGCAGCCCCUUCCGCUGCACAGAGUGCAACCGAGAGUUCAACCGCCUGGAGAACCUCAAGACCCACCUCCGCAUUCACACAGGAGAGAGACCAUUCACAUGCUCCGUGUGCUCCAAGUGCUUUCGUCACUCUGGUGCAUUAACCAGGCACUUCCGUAUCCACACCGGAGAGAAGCCGUACAUCUGCGGACAGUGUGGGAAGACGUUCAGAAACUGCGGGGGACUUAAAUUCCACCAGCGUGCACACAACAAGCAGCUACAGUGAAGAGGGACUCAAUGGGAUUAAGGACUUCAGGACUCACCUAUUUGUGUGUGAUACAAACGGCUCAUUUUUCUUGUGUGCAAUCAUUUUAUGUUUUAAAAAUCUAUUUUCACAGGUUCCCGACACCGACUGCAAUCCUCUGGGUGGACUUGAUGUAUCUCUUAUACACAUAGUAGCCUAUAGGAGCAUUGAGAAUUUAAAGCUAUAAUAUAAACAGACAAAAAUGUUACUAUCAUAUAUUAAAAAAAUGAGCAAAAUGCAAACAGUCCCAAUCUUUCAUUAAGCCUAUCAACAUGUCAGAUGGCCGAUCCUUACAGGGUCUCUCCUGUUCUGUCCCACUUUUUCUGUCAAUUCUCCCCUUGGACAUUACAGCUAUUUAACGGCUCUUUCCCAGAAAGCAGCUUCACAGCAAAUUAUUAUUGAUCCGCUUUCAUUUCAGUGGUAAUGUCCUGUGAUUUAGUGACCUCUUGGUAGAAAAGGACAAAGUCUCUUAUUCGGCUAUUUAGCUGCGUACUGUCCACAUUAAUGAUUUAUAGAUAUGUGGAAGCUUUUAAUGCAUUUGGAAACGUGAAGGACAAUAUGAUUAUUAAAUUAAAUCACUGAGUCAGUAUUUUUCUUUUUUUGCGGCCAA